CAGCUUUGCAUCUUUGCUAUGUACCUCACAUAAACACUUUUGUUGCUACUUUUCUUCCCUGCCUCUUAGCUUGAAAGCUUGUCUCAUCGGGAGUUUGUGUCGUGCUAGCCACACGAACCGACUAUUAUUUAGCUUUUUCUAAAGCUAGCUAGCUAACACUGAUAGGCGUCGUUCUCGCUGGUCGCUCAGCCCAGGGGAAUCUGAUGUUGUCGUUAGUAUCAAUGCUAUUACAUAAUGUGGCCGUAAGCUGUUGAUGUAGCUUAAAACCAGUCUAUUUAGAUAAAAUACGCCUUUAACUCGCACACCUGUUACAAAGAUUUGGGUGGCAGUUGUUGGAUUUUUACAAUGGGAGUCAGCAGAAUUUACAUUAGCAUCGGAUAUUCUAUCUUUGGUACCCUGGUUGGACUUUCGGCUUUCUUGGUCUGGAAUAUAGCAUACAAACAGCCAUGGACGGCGGCCAUGGGAGGCCUGUCAGGAGUGUUGGCGCUCUGGUCUCUUGUCACACACAUCAUGUACCUGCAGGACUUCUGGCGCACUUGGCUCAAAGGCCUCAAGUUCUUCAUCGCUGUUGGUGUGCUCUUCUCAUCCUUGGCAGUGGCCGCCUUCAUCACCUUCCUAACGCUUGCCAUCAUACACAUGCAAUCUCCUACUGACCCAAGGAGCCUUUAUCUCUCCUGUGUGUGGAGCUUCCUGACUCUCAAAUGGUCCUUCCUCUUGGCCUUAUACUCCUACAGAUAUCGCCAGGAGUUUGCAGACAUCAGCAUCCUCAGCGACUUCUAGUCGGUACUGAUUUUAUGGACCGCGAUGGACUUUGAGAGGUUAUAGGCAGCCAGCAGGAGCUGGUCAAAGAGCUUUUGUAACAAAGAGGAGGAAGCGCAUACAUGGCUAGAUUUAAGAAGUCACCUGACUUUUACCAUAAGGAGUUGCACUUGUUUUACUUGCUUAACAAGCUCUGUAUUUGUAUCUUCAUCUGUUGUCCUACUUUUAAUGAUCCAAAUAUUAUAUUCCUGUUAAUAGUCUGACCUUCUGAAGACUGGAGCUGCUUUUGAGUUCAUUGCUUGCGGCUCUGUAUGGAGAGACAUGCUGUGUUUUUAAGAUUUUAUCUUUGUGUUGUUGAAUCUUAAAACCGCUAAUACAUAUAAGGAAAUCCCCAUCGUGACAGGCUUUUAAUCUAAUGAAUAACUGUGAAAAUACUCCUAAAGCUAAAAUCCUCAGAACCAAAACUAAAACCUCCUACCUGAAGCCACUCUGCUAAUUGCUAGGUUGACCGUGUUUGCUGGAGUGCUUGAAUGUUUGUACUCAAAUGAGCUUUUUCAUAGUUGUCUUUGAACAACAGAAUACUCCCAUCACUACACAGUCACUGUCUUGGUGUCUGCAAAGGCAGUCUCUUAGCUCCCUUUAUCGUCAAUGUCCCAAUUUGUGAAACCUUUUUUCAUUCAAUCACUGAUAUGAAUAGUUACUAUUAUUUAAAGCGUUUUAAUGAGGGUAGUUGAUGUACUUUAUUUCUCACUUCUUAUUCCACAUUUACUUUUAGGAGAACUAAAGAAAAGGCUUUCCUGUGGAAUUAGUUGUUUUCAUCUUUUGUUCCACCAUGGGGAGACUUGCUUUUCUUUUUUUAUCAAGAGUCCACUGGAGAAUGAUGACAUUCCUCUUAAGAGAAAACCCAAAUUAGUUUGAUAAAUAUUGCACUUUAGUCUUUGAUAUCGAUGCCAUUGUUUUGCACACAGAUCCUGAUGCAAUGGAAGUAAUUAUGUUUUACACAGUCAUCUCUGUCUCACCAUUUUAAAUGUUUAAAUACAUAAUUAGUGUGUAAUAAUUUUACAGUUGGCAUGUUUUGUACAACUAGGCUUUGUAAGUGUGUUGCUCAUGUCUACCAUAAAACCAUAUUAAAUGUAUUUUUGUUGAUGAAUGUGAGGAUGCUACAUGUAAAUAGAAUCUCAACCCAUUAAAGGUGCAUUUAUUGUUAA
Anarrhichthys ocellatus (wolf-eel) is the source of this 1967-nucleotide messenger RNA. It is a transcript of the gene slc48a1a, whose product is annotated as solute carrier family 48 member 1a. Gene Ontology annotation, molecular function: heme transmembrane transporter activity; heme binding. Gene Ontology annotation, biological process: heme transport. The transcript is spliced from 3 exons. The coding region runs from base 346 to 780 and encodes 144 amino acids. Gene Ontology annotation, cellular component: plasma membrane; lysosomal membrane. NCBI's taxonomy places the organism in Eukaryota, Metazoa, Chordata, Actinopteri, Perciformes, Anarhichadidae. The record is from RefSeq and is a predicted model, not a curated record.